AUGGCUCCGUGGAUGUUGGCUGUGGCCAACCUGGCCACCAUGGCCACCAUGGCCACCAUGAGCAUGCCCCUUGCAACGUUGCCAGAGGGCCCCAUCAUCGCGGCCUGGCAGAACUGGGGAACCUGCAAUGAGACGCAGACCCUGCGGGCCGUGGAGAGGGGUGUGAACGUGGUCUUCUGGUUCAGCACCAACCUCGUGAAAGACGGCGGGCAGCCGAAAGUCACGGGGCCCAUCCCCGAUCUCAACUGUGUGGCCAGGGUUCGCCAACAGAUUCAAGAAAAGCAGCUUCCGACGGCCCAUCUCAUCACGAUCGGGGGCUGGGACGCGCCGCAUCCGGAGGACUCCUUUACGGGUGCCGAGUGGUUUCAAGCCUGGCAUGCCUGGAACCAAGCCUUGCCCAUGCCCUUUGAUGGCUUCGAUUGGGACCUUGAGGGCAAUGAUUACGUCAAAUCUCGGUGGAAUGUCUUCAGCUCGAAGUGCAUGGAGCUCGUGGUGGACAUGUCAGCUGCAGCAAAAGCUGCUGGGUACUUAGUGACAAUGGCACCUCCGCAAACAUAUUUUUCUUCGACCAUGCCCGAUUUCAACCGCUAUCUCAACAACUCCGACCCUGACUAUCAUCCCGACUUUCACUACCGGGGUCGCAACAGCUACGCCUACUGGUGGGCCGCAGCACCUCCAGGUACUUUCGACUUGGUCACGGUUCAACUGUACGAGACCUAUGCACCUGCGAUGCAGGCGCUGUCUGAAGGCAUGUCGGGUGUGGAGUACCUCCGAAGCUGGGCCGCGCAAUUUCUCGGUGGAUGGACCAUCAACUUCAGCGAUCCUUCGCUGAGACUGCAAGGGCAUGUUCCCAUCGUGGUGCCACAAAGCCGCCUUCUCAUAGGACUCAGUUCCGGGAGUCCUCCGCGGUCGGCAUUCUUUUGGCCAGAAGAGGCACAAGAGGCCUACAUGACGGCACCGGAGCAUCAGCGGCCGCGAGGAUAUGCAUUCUGGUGCAUUGCUAUGGAGGACACGAAUCGCUCACAUCGCCGUCUGAGCUUUGCCUCCGGACUGAACAGCUUCCUGCACGUACGGCAAGAUCCACUGGAGAGGAGGCGAUUGGCAUCACAGCUCAAGGUUCGGAAAGAAGCUGCGAAAGACGAGAACUUCUUCUUUCCUUGA
Messenger RNA from Symbiodinium natans, 1161 nucleotides. Lineage: Eukaryota; Dinophyceae; Suessiales; Symbiodiniaceae. The record is from the annotation of a GenBank genome assembly.